This is a messenger RNA of Larimichthys crocea (large yellow croaker), 631 nucleotides long. It is a transcript of the gene mrps21, whose product is annotated as mitochondrial ribosomal protein S21. Gene Ontology annotation, molecular function: structural constituent of ribosome. Bases 62 to 325 code for a protein of 87 amino acids. Gene Ontology annotation, cellular component: ribosome. The transcript is spliced from 2 exons. The record is from RefSeq and is a predicted model, not a curated record. Gene Ontology annotation, biological process: translation. NCBI's taxonomy places the organism in Eukaryota, Metazoa, Chordata, Actinopteri, Sciaenidae.
GAACUUGUUGUCGUUAGGUGUUUCCAGCCGGUCGGUGUUAGAGCAAGCACCGGUCACCGUCAUGUCGAGGCACCUUCGCUUCAUUGCUCGGACCGUGAUGGUUCAAGACGGCAACGUGGACGCAGCGUACAAGAACUUAAACAGGAUCCUGACUCAGGAAGGGAUUGUUGACACAGUGAAGCGCAAGCGCUACUACGAGAAGCCCUGCCGAGAGCGAGUGCGGAAGAACUUUGAGAACUGCAGGCGGAUCUACCACACGGAAAUGGCCAGAAAAAUUGUCUUUGUCUCCAGGACAAACAGAGAGGAUCCCUGGCUCGGCCGCUAGCAAAAUGGGGUGUGACGAAAAGGGACGCUAUCAAUGAACUGGUCAAGACGGGGCUUAAUGCACCUGGGAAAUACGGAAAGAAGUUGUUUUCAUGUUGUCACACUGUUGAACAGUUAAGGUGCAUUCAUUGUCAAGUCAACUAUGGACAUUUUUUUCCAUUUUAUCAGCAACAUUUGGCAUGAAAAGUGCAGUACUCGUACUCAUUCUUGGUUGUAAUGAACAGGUUGAUGUCAUUUUGUGGUUUGAAUCUUCCCACACAAUAUUACUGAUGAAAAAAACUAAUAAAUGUGCAACAUUUUCUGAAAA